Molecule: messenger RNA, 3739 nt
Organism: Spinacia oleracea (spinach)
Lineage: Eukaryota; Viridiplantae; Streptophyta; Magnoliopsida; Caryophyllales; Amaranthaceae
Exons: 3
Coding region: 265-3690 (1141 amino acids)
Cellular component (GO): membrane
Source: RefSeq, a predicted model, not a curated record
CAUGCUUUUCCCACCAUCUCCCUUUUGUCAAUUCUUCAAGGCCACUCACUUUUAUCUUCAGGUGGCGGAUGCCAUUUUUAGGCCCAAAUUCCAGAAAUACAAAAAUAAUUUCUGUUUUUUUUUUUUGAAAAUACAAAGAGCCUCCAAUACAAAAACAAGAUUCUUUUAGGUCAAAUGUUGCGUUGAUUUAGUAUUUUCAAAACCCUAAUCAUCAAUAUUAUUCCUUUUGUUUCUUCAGGAGCUCAGCUCAACUGAUUACAGGACAUGGUGCAUCCUGCCUACGAAUUCUGCAUUCGGGUGAGCUUGAUCGUUAUCUUGUGUACCCUUAUUUGCUUAGCUGAAUGUGGGAAAUGUCCACAGAAAGGGGCACACAAACCUUCAAGUUACUCAAACCAUCUUAAUCCGGAUUAUGGCUCGGAACAUCAGAAGACGGUUCCUGUUAAUGACAAUGAUGGUUGUAGGUCUGAAUUGCUUCGCUUUCCUUCAACUUAUUAUGGUUUUCGGUCAGAAGCAGAGUGUUUAAAGGCAGGGAAUGUUAGUUGGUCAUCCGAGGCUGUUGUGAUUCCCUUACUUGAUGGGGGGAGUGUGACUUGUUCCUUAAACUUCAGAGAGUUUGGGCAAGAGAAGUUACCUCCAUCUGUAAUUGGUACUGAUCAAAUUAUCCUUUCUUCCUGUGGAGGGCAUUUACUUACUAAAAAAGAAACAAGUUUUAGUCUGCUGAACAUAGAUAUAGAAAAGUAUACAUCCUCAGUUUCGUCAUCUCCUCGUGUCAAUAUAAGCCCCAGUGUACUAAACUGGGGACAGAACUAUUUAUAUCAUUCGUCUGUAGUUUCCCUGAGAUUAAAGAAUACCUGCAAUGAAAGUGUUUUAAAGGUUUACGAACCUUUUAGCACUGACUCACAGUUCUUUCCGUUCAAUUUUAGUGAGAUAGUAUUAGGACCUGGUGAAGUUACUUCCAUAUCUUUUGCUUACUUACCAAAUAGGUUGGGUUUGUCUUCAGCUGAAUUGGUUUUGCAGACAAGUUUCGGUGGUUUUUUGGUUGAAGCCAAGGGUUCUUCUGUUGAAUCUCCUUAUAGGCUGAAGCCCUUGGUGGGCUUGGAUUCUUUAUUCUUGUCUAAUCCUUUCAAUGAAACCAUUGAUCUAGAGGAAGUAACUGCAUUGAUUUCAGUAAUCGAAACUACCGGUUCUCUUUUAGUAGAGUCAAUCUGCCGGAAACAGAAUCCUGAAGAGAGAAACAAGGUGUCAAAUGGUGAUAGUGAUCAAUUGGAUUCAUUAAUCUUGGCAAUUAGGCCUCUUAACAACUGGUUAAUAAGUCCUGGUAAGUCUCAAAGCAUUUUGGAAAUGGCUUUUUCACCUGAUUCGAGAAGGAAGGUUGUAGGUACAAUUUGUAUGGAGUUGUUUAGACCCCUGCAGGGUGAAAAGGAUAUGGUCGUAGUUCCGUUUGAAGCAGGACUGAAGAAGAUAGAUACAGAUUCGUCACUUUCAGUAUAUGUCGAGGCUGUUGGUCCUUGUGAUGCAAAUGGAGCUGCGUUUUAUGUGUCAGUAAGAAACGGAGCAUCAUAUUUGUUGAAGAUUGUUAAAAUUAAUGAAGUUGUUGACAGCGGACAACUCCUGCAGAUAAAUUACUUGGAAGGACUCCUACUUUUUCCUGGCACUGUCUCACGGGUAGCGCUAGUGACAUACAAAUCCUCCAAUGUCGAGGAUGGUUCCUUCCUUGAGAUACCAGAUGUAAGCACGAGCUGUAAGAUAGAAAUACUGGUGAAUGACUCAAUUAGCCCUCUCCUCGAGGUUCCUUGUCUGAGUUUUUUUGCGAUUUGUCUCAGACAACAACGGGAAUCAUCCUCUCCUAUGCCUGAUAUUAGCAAUAGAACAGAAUCUCUUACAAACACUGAAAAGACUCGAGUAUUAACCAAGGCAUUGGGUGGUGCAGAGAAAGAUGAAUUUCUUCAUGAAGAGUGGAGAACUCAGAGCACCAUGAGCGGGCUUUAUCUGCUUGACAACCACGAGCUCCUAUUCCCACUAAUCCCAGUUGGGAAAUAUCAUGCCAAGUCUAUUACUGUCAGAAACCCCACCCAACAACCAGUCAUAGUACAGCUUAUUCUAAACCCUAAAGAAUGUGUUGGUAAUUGCAAAACCUGUUAUUCUCCAAGUAGUUCAACUUGUAACGAUUCCAACAGAGCGAGUGUGUGUGGGUUUUCAGCAACAGACAGUGCAAUUACCGAGGUUUUUCUGCAUCCACAUGGCACAGCAUCAUUGGGUCCUAUCUUAUUCCACCCUUCCGGUAGAUGUGAAUGGAAGACUUCGGCUUUCAUAAGGAACAAUCUGUCUGGUUUGGAGACGUUAUCUAUGCGUGGCUUCGGUGGGUCCCUCUCCUUAGUGAUGCUUGAGGGUUCAGAACUCGUGCAGAGAUUGGAUUUUAAUAUGAACUCUCCUCUUAAUAUAUCAAACGGGAAUGGGGAUGAUGCUACUUUGGGGUGUGGUAAGCCGUUAUUGAAGAAGCUUUUCGCUGUAAAUGCUGGUGAUUUUCCUGUCAAAGUCAAGAGAAUAGAUGUUUCGGGAAGAGAAUGUGGAUUGGAUGGUUUUGUUGUACAUCAUAAUUGCCGGGGGUUUUCUCUGGAGCCCGGUGAAUCGUUGGAGCUCGGGCUAUCGUACCAGUCAGAUCUUUCUGUGGCUGUUGUACACAGGGAGCUUGAGUUGAUUUUGGGUGCUGGAAUACUUGUAAUACCAAUGCAAGCAAGUAUACCCCUUAACUCACUUAUUAUAUGUAGAGAAUCCUCCUUUUGGUCUCUAGUAGAGAGAUGUUGUUACGCGUUCAUUCUUGUCACAAUCUUACUCUCUCUUUUUUGGCUCUCUGUGCCCUCUGAUUCUGUGGAUUACUUGGAUAAUGGUCAGAAGAGAUCAAUUCCUGUUGUAAGGCAUGAAGAUAAGUCAUCAUCAUCAUCAUCAAGUCUGGUUCUGAAUCAGGAGAAUCGAAAGGGUGUAAUAAGAUCAACUAAAAGAGGCCACAUGAAACAGGUGAUCAUUGCAGAAAAUACAGAUCGAUCUGUGGAUUGCCGAACUGAAACCACCCCUUCUUCAGAACAUACUAAUACUUCUGAAGUAGCAGCAGAACCUGUUUCUUUGACAGUUAAAACUCGAAAGGAAAAGAGAAGACGUUCAAGGAAGAGGAAUGCACUUAUUGAAGUUUCCAGCAGCCAAAGCGGGAAUUCUACACCCUCUUCACCUCUGUCCCCUGUCACAACACCAUCAUCACCCCUGUCCCCUAUCACAACACCAUCAUCACCCCUGUCCCCUAUCAGAACACAAUCUGUUCCUGAAAAACAGAAUCAGAAUCUGUAUUCAACCAAACGAGAAUCCCCGGGUGGAUCCAGGAUGAUGGGAAGUCGAGCUAUGCAUUUGCCUUCUUCUGCAUUUCACGGGACGCGUGUUUCUCCUUCCAGGUUGGCGAUGGAACCACGUACUUGGGCUCCUGGACCAAAGAUCAAACCAGUUCAACCAGAAAAAGGGUUUACUUAUGAUAUAUGGGGUAAACAUUUUUCUGGAAUUCAUCUUUCUGGGCAGAAUAGCUCAUUUAACAUAACCUUUGAAGGUGUAGGUCAUUUUAAUAGCUUCUUUGUCCGGUGUCCACAACAAACCCUGAUGGCAAACUCUCAACCUCCAUCUGUAAGUAGUUUCUGUGAUGAAGGUUAAUAAUAAAUCAGAAAAAUAAUCUAAAUUACUUAGUUUUAUUUUUCUUGUA